UGCCUCUUCCUCGGGCUGCGAUACGAUCGGGGGAAGCCGGAGGCGAGGCGGCACUGUGAGUCUGAAUGGCCAGACUGACGUCAUCUCGCCGUCCUCGAAUCUCUGUGAGAUACUUUACGUCCGGAUAUGAGAUGAACAGCGGACCCGCACCGCCCGCCCGGAGGGGCCGGAGGAGUCGCGACUCCGGUGUUGGACGGAACACAGCGGCGGCCUCCGCCUGCAGCAGCCAUGGCCAUGGACGCUGAGGGCCAGAAGGACCUGGAGCGCGCCGUCGGCUGGAACCUCACCGACUCGUGGCUGCAGGACCUCGAGCUCAACCUCACCGACCACAACACGCACAUCAACUUCUACUACUACUAUGAGACGGAGCAGAUCACGGUGCUGUGGAUCCUGUUCGUGUUCAUCGUGGUGGGCAACAGCGCCGUCCUGGUGGCCCUCUCCAUGGGCAAGAGCCGCAAGUCCCGGAUGAGGUUCUUCAGCACGCACCUCGCCAUCGCGGACCUGUCGGUGGGGCUCAUCAGUGUGGGCACGGACCUCAUCUGGCGCAUCACCGUGAGCUGGAACGCGGGCAACGUGGCCUGCAAGAUGAUCAAGUUCCUGCAGUGCGUCGUCACCUACUCCUCCACCUACGUCCUGGUGGCCCUGAGCAUCGACCGCUACGACGCCAUCACCCACCCGAUGAACUUCUCGGGCAGCUGGCGGCGCGCUCGCAUGCUGGUGGCCACGGCCUGGACCCUCUCCGCCAUCUUCUCACUGCCCAUCAUCGUCUUGUACGAGGAGAAAGAGAUUCAAGGCCGCAUGCAGUGCUGGAUCAAAUUGGAACCCUGGCAGUGGAAGCUGUACAUGUCCGUUGUGAGCAUAUUACUGUUCCUGGCACCAGCCUUGAUCAUCAGCUUCUGCUACCUCGUCAUCGUCCUCACCAUUUGGAGCAAGAGCAAGCUACUCAUGCCGCCUCGGCGAUACCUCAACGGCGAACAAGUCCCGGACUUCGAAAUGGACUGUCGACGCGCCUCUUCAAGAGGCAUCAUUCCGAGGGCCAAGAUCAAGACCGUCAAAAUGACUUUCGGAAUCGUGUUUGUAUUCAUUGUGUGCUGGUGCCCCUACAUCCUCUUUGACCUGCUGCAAGCCUACGGCUUCAUCACCGAGACCCAGUCCAACAUCGCGGUGGCCACGUUCAUGCAGAGCCUGGCGCCGCUCAACUCGGCCGCCAACCCCAUCAUCUACUGCGUCUUCUCGACGGCCAUCUGCCGCAGCCUCAGGCGCGUGCCUCCCAUCUCGUGGAUCCUGUGCUGCAUCGGCCUGGACGAGCCGCCGCGGCCCGUGACGGCGGAGGGCGCGUCGCGCCGCGGCCGCUUCUUCCGCUACCUGUACAACCCGACGGACUCGUCCAGCGUCACGGACACGCUCACCAACCCGGCGUCCUCCAUGGCCUCCCUCAAGCAGCGCCAGCAGACCGUCAACGUGGCCAACUCGGCAGUGUAGGGCCACGCGGCCACGCGGCCACGGCACGUUGGACCAUCCCCCAUCCCUCAUGCCACGCAAUGCCACGUCCACCCCGAGUGCCUCCCCUUAUCUAAUCCUCGCAUGUUUUAGAUAGGACCGUGCUCAAAUGCGACCGCCCCUUCCUGAAAGAGGGCACAGGGGUUGCUCGCGCUGACGAAUCAGGACGCAACGUCUGCAUGGUCCUGACUUAAUAGAUUUAAGUUUCUGAUUGGUCAGCUGUUGUCGCUAUGCGACUGUGAGUUGAGGUAGUUGUGUGGACAUUUUGACUUGGGAAAGUCGGGCAUGGACUCGGCCUGCCCCCAGGUCGUAUGAGUGAAUUCGAAGAAGGUGCUGCUAGUGACUGUAAUGGCAUACAGAACAAAACAUGGUGCACAUCGAAGCCUCAAAGAAGGGAAUAGUUUUGAAAUGCUGCAACUCCUGUGAUGGCACACGUUGUUAUGAACCGAAGCCGAUAGCAUACUCCCACACAUGACUCUGUGGUUCUGGUAAAAUAAUCUAGCAUAAAUUUUCUAAAAUUUACCGGCAAAUUGCGCAAUGUUGCUGUUAAAUUAACGAAACUCUUUAUGUUGUGGAAAAUCAUUUCUGAGUAUUAGGUAGAAAUUGUAGACAAACAAUAAGUUCCUGUGGGAACUCGUUCUAAAUUUUUUUUUUACGUGAUGAUGAUCAAAAUUGCUACAAACAGCCCCCAGGGUUUGAUUGCAGCUAGCCACUUGCCCAGCAAAGCACUGGCACAAAUUACUGUCAUUCUUUAAUUCAUAUUAUUGUAGUCUGUCAUGAGUAGCGCUUCCAAUUAUCAAAGACCUUUAAUUUGGUGUCCAAAAUUUUAUGAUAACUUUUCUUUUGUUGGGAAUUUUUUACAGUACUUAAUUAUUAAAAAGUAUUGCAUUGCACUCACCACCCCCAGAUGCCCAGUUGCAUUUGAAGAAUUAGUAUUAUGUACAGCCUUAAGUGAGAAACACAGUGAACAAUGCAUUUAAAACUGUGGUAGUGCUAGUCCAAAGAUACUCUGGUUCUCAAAUUCACAUAGUGCUAGUGAUCUUACUGAUACAUAUGAUGAGAAGUAUUUCGAUCAACCAUAUGCAGUGCUCCUACUAAAGCAAGUUCGCCUCUCGAUUUCAUGAAAAUAAUUUCUUCAAGCAACAUUAGGACUUGAUUAUUAACAAUGAACUUCUGCUAAACAUUGGUAGUUCCUUUUUUACAAAAACAAAACAAACAAAUCAUUGUGAUUGAAUGUACCCUUGAAAUGACAAUGACAAUUUUGAAGACACAAUCCCUUAAAUCUGGUCUAAUUUCGAUUUAUGUUUUUCUUCAAUUCUCAUUGUGAUUAUUAUUGGGUUUUAACACAGUUUAAAAUAGGGCCAAGACCACAUUCACAGCAGACUAUUGCUGUGCUGGUCCAAUAAAUUCAAGAGGGACCCGAGAAAAAUGUAUGCCAAAAUUCCAAACAAGGAAAAAACUAAUUUAUAUAAAAGAUGAAACAAAAAGUUGGCGGCAAAAACUUAACAGGAAAGACUUUAGUAAGUUAUCAGACUGAAAUAGGGGUGAGACAUAAUGUGCAUUUAUUCUUUACUUAUAAAAAGAGUGUCUCUAUUUCUUAUUAUUUAUACUUUUAAUUCUUGUUAACUUUAAGACUGUGUGCUUGUUUGAAUCUCUUCAGUAGCUUAGUUACAGAAGCGCUUAGAAGUCAUUCCACAGAAAAUGAAUACAGCCCAAACGUUCAACAUAAUUCAGGGCUUUUUAUUUCUGUUUGGUGCUAGUAGCUUUGGUGCGAAUAGUCACUAUGUUACGGAAAUGCAAGUGAAGGAUGCCUCAUUCAAGAUGACAAUGACGGAGGAGGGAAGGAAAUUUUCAUGCUGUGAUAAUUUGCUGUGGAAUUACUCGCUUUAAUGAGGAAGGUGAGAUUCAUUGAAUGAAAGCUGCCACUAUCAUAUCUAAGUAUCAAAACUGUUCAGAAUGUCAUUUGCCAAUGAUCCCUUACUUGACUCAAAGACAUAAAUUUCUGUAAAUAUUAGAGUUCUUCUUUGAUUUUAUGUGUUUUAAGGGCAUGCCAUGCCAGUCAACUUCAUAAUUUAAUGCAUCAAAAGUUAUAGUCCAUGUUGUUUUAUAUUCAUUGUCUGUACUUAUCAAUAUGAAGUGAGGGCAACGCAGAAAGAGGUAGUUGGUAGAAAGACAAGUCUAUCACGUACGUGUAAAAACGAAUCUGUAUUAAAUGUAAACAUGUCUUCUUGCUGUGACAAGACCGA
This is a messenger RNA of Thrips palmi, 3746 nucleotides long. RefSeq names its product cardioacceleratory peptide receptor-like. Gene Ontology annotation, molecular function: vasopressin receptor activity. Gene Ontology annotation, biological process: G protein-coupled receptor signaling pathway. Gene Ontology annotation, cellular component: membrane. The record is from RefSeq and is a predicted model, not a curated record. The coding region runs from base 229 to 1482 and encodes 417 amino acids. Lineage: Eukaryota; Metazoa; Arthropoda; Insecta; Thysanoptera; Thripidae. The transcript is spliced from 9 exons.